AUGACAUCGCCAACGCUUCGUCUAGCGGCCCAGCAUUUCGCCUCUCUGCCUCCGCCUCGCAACUAUCCUGCUCCUGCCGCGCCUGCGUCUCAACCGCUUCGCCAGCAGUGUUUCUCGUCCCCUCCAGCCAGUUUUGAGUCGCCGUCAUCGCGCGCCGCCACACAGAAGGCAUCCCCGCGAAAUUCUCCUCUGUCGUCCCUUUGGCGGGCUGUCGCUCUCCCUUCGCCUGAACCGUCUUCAUUUCGUUCUUCUCCGACGUGGGCUGCUUCCUCGUGGCGCGCCGCUUUUUCGCACUCCUCGCUGACGCCUUCGAGCCUGCCUGCGCACCGACGUGCGACUGCGCCUGAGACUGCCUCUUCGUUUCUGCGGAGCCGCGCGUGGGUGUCUGCUCCCCUGAGACCCCUACCUGCCCACACUCCUGCACCGACCUCUCUCUGCUGGCUGCUGCAGUCUGCGGAGCGACCUUCGCUCAGCUUCGCGGCUCGCGCCUCCUCCUCGCUCAACUGGCCCCGCGCCCGCCGGCUCGCGCCAGCUCCUCCUCUGCCUCCGGCGUUAACCGCGGCGACUCCGCGGCUCGUCGCACGCCCACUCGCUCUCACAGCCCGACACGUCUUCUCUAGCUGGCGUGCUCGCUCCACGUCGCCCCGUCUCCCUUCCUCCUCCUCCUAUUCCUCCUCCUAUUCCUCCGUCUCCUAUUCCUCCUCUCUGCGGCCGUCUUCCACCUCGCCUGCCCUUCGACAGGCGUUCCUCUCCGCUCCCUUCUCGACUUCCUUCUCGCCGACUGCGAUGAGCCGCCGCCGCUUCGCGCCCUCAGGGCAGGCGGAGAGCACCAGCCCGCCGUCGGACUCCCGCUCCGCGUCCUCGAGCGCUGCCUCGUCCGCCGCUUCGCAAGGGAGCCACGCGCCGCGCGCGGACAGGUCUCGUCGCGGCCGCGGCGAGCCGCGUGCCUCGUCAUCUCACUCUGCGUCGCCGCACAACGGCUCCGCCCCGCUGCGGAGUUCGCCGUCUCCCUCCACGUCUGCUGCGCCCGGCGCCCAGGCGUCGUUCGCGACCGCGGCGGUACAGCCGCUGCGGUCGUCGCCCUCCGCGACGUCUCUCUCUGGGCGCCAGGCGUCCACGGGCGCCGCGCCGACGCCUGUGCUGCUCCCCUCGGCCUCCGCGCCGCUGCUCGCUGCGACGCCGCAGCCUGCGCCGGCGGCGCCGCAAGGCAGCGACAGAAAUGCCGCGCUCGAGAAACUCUUUGGCGGCAUGGGCAACGCGCAGUUCAACAAAUACAUCCUCGAUGAAGAGAACGUGCUGCACUUUUACGGAAUCCGACAAGCGGUCCUACGGCCCGUCGUUCACGAAGACUGUCGUCGAGGCGGACCCGCGGCCGCCACGGCUCCGCCCGCGACCAGCCGCCGAAACAAAGAAGCGAACGCGCAGAAUCAAAUGUUUCGAGUUUCGCUCUCCUGGACUAUCUCAGGAAAGAGAAAAGUCGAAACUGAGGGCGUCGGCCGGUCGAAAAAGGAUGCGAAGAAAGACGCAGUCAAAACGCUGCUCGCGCAACUCGGACCUGUCACUCUACACGAGUACGAACAAGUCACGAGGUGCCUCUUCUCGUCGCUACGAGGGAAGAUUCAAGGCAAACAGUCGUCGUAUCCCGCAGGCUGUGAACAUCGCUUUGUUUGGACCUUCAUGAGCGGCGGGGAGGAAGUGAAGAUCGACUCGGUCGGUCGUGGCCAUAGCGCCACGGAAGCGGAGAUUGGAGCGAUGCAGGACAUGUAUCUCAAAGUUCUCAAGUAUCGAGACUGCCAGACAGAAGAGCGCGAGAAGAUCAACCGGCAGGUGUCGCAGGCGCGCCAGCAGCAGGCGGCGGAGAGUCGGAAGGCCGCGAGUCAGAGCCCGCAGCUUGCCAAGCAGGACGCCGGCGAAAUCAACCAGCAGCACCACAACCUGACGACCAGGAAUCAAAUCAAGCCGACAGAAAUGAUCUCCAUGUCCGCUGAGGGCUACCGUUGCAAUCUGCAGUGGCGGUGGACUGGUCGCGACGGCCGCAGUCGAACGCUGUCGUGCGUCGGGAUUGGACUUUCGAAGCCGCUGGCGCGCGCCAGCGCCGCGCUGCAGAUGAUGGGGCUUGCGGGCUUUGUUCAGCCUGUGAACGCGCAUGACAGACAGGCAGCUCGCGCGCUUGUCAACCUCGUCACCGAGCGCCCGGAUGGCAAGACCUACGUCUCGAAGGCCUGCACGCUGCUCGAGGCCACGACCAGCGGCGUCUGGCGCCUCUUCUUGCCGACUGUGUGGCGGGCGGCGCUGGCGGAGAACGAACGCUCCCUCGUGGACGCGCUGCUCAACACGAUGAAGAAAGUCACCGCCGCCUCCACGCCCUCUUCCGCUGCGGAGAACGAAGUGGCUUCUUCGGCGCCUUCGCCGUUGCCCUCUGAGGACGGGCGCGCGAUGCCGCCCGACCUGUGGGAGCAGCUCCUCGACGAGUGCACUGUGCUCACCAACUGCACCUUUGGUCAGGCCGUUCUGCAUGAGCUGGGUGACCUCCACCUAGAUCAGAGCUACUUUCCGUCGCCGCUGGCGAAGCACUACUUCCAGAAUUAUCGCUUGAUGCUCGCGCUGGAGUGGCAGGCUCAGCUCGCGGCUGGCAUAGAGGACCGCAAGGCCUAUGGAGACCUCUUCGAAGGGAAGCACAUGACUCUCAACUGCAAGUCUGCCGUCAUGCCAAUCUUCUCUCUCGGCACGGCCCUAAAAACGGAGGACCGCGAAUUCCUCGCGAACGUGCAGUUCAGAGAGGACGACUGUGUGCUGCUGCGCCCGUACGAUGAGCAGAGGGGCUCCGAAGACACCUGGCGAAAGUGUUUCGUGGGCGUGGUGACGAGUGUGAAGAACGACGGCGCGAACUUCAACGUGAACGUCCGCCUGGCCUCCGGCGAGGGCGCCAAGCACCCCGACAUCCUCACCUGCCGCAAGUUCAAGUUGUACCACCUGACGCCAGCGGUGACGCACGACCGCAUGGUGGAGGCGCUGCGGAGUCUGACGAUGCACCGGAUGCCGAUCACGCAAUCAACGUCGUCGUACGCGUUCACGCCUGAGAUUCGCUACUUGCUGCUGCACACUGGCGAAGGUCCUGCGAAGGAAGUGGCUAGCCGCGGUCCUGUCCCCGUUUUGAGCGACGUCGACCCGGCUCUGUUUGAUCCGCUGCAUCGCCUGAACGAGCUCGCGGACGCCCAGGCGGCAGCGGCGGGCGGCGCCGCUGCGUUUGGCGUGCCGCGCGAGGAUGCCGCGGGGUUUGGCGCGGCGGCGGCGCAGAACUCCAAGAAGCAACGUGUGCAGCAGUCGAGCGCAGUCGGCUACCCCCAUGCGUCGCCCCUUCUCUCGCAAGUCGCGCUCCAGGCGCGGAAUCAGCUGGAAGCGGACAAAAGUUCGUUUUCAACGAUGCCGCGCGAAGUCAACUACGACGACAUCAUCCUCCCGACCGACUUGCCGCUGACAGGGCCUCAGAAGGCUGCGUGUCUCUCUGCGCUGACUAACCGGCUCACGUUGGUGCAAGGUCCGCCCGGUACUGGGAAGACGCAUGUGGCGUGCGCGAUCAUUGACGCCUGGCAGCGGAACGACCCUACCAAGAAAAUCCUUGCCGUCGCGGACAGCAAUGUUGCUGCGGACAACUUGAUGGAGGGUUUGAGUGCGCGUGGAAUUCGAAGCGUGCGCGUCGGUAACGGGAGUGAAUCCGAUCUUCAAGAGGAAGCUAUUGCUGACUUGGGGCGCUACCGCGACUACCUGCGUCUGAAGCAGAACGGGAUGUUUGGCGAGGCGAAGACCGUCCGCAUGGCGCUCUUCAGAGAAGCAGUCCGCCGGCAGCCCGUCAUCAUCGCCACCUGCGUGGGCAGCGGACACGAGAUGUUUGACGACCUCGUUUUCUCGCGAGUCAUCAUCGACGAAGGCGCGCAGGCCAUUGAGCCGUCAAAUUUGAUUCCGCUGGCGCACGGAUGCCGCAACUUCGUUCUCAUCGGCGACCACAAACAGCUGCCCCCGACCAUCCUCUCGCCCGAGGCAGCCGCGCGCGGGCUCGACGUGUCGCUUUUGGAGCGUUUCGUGAGUAGUGGCAUCGCCCCCAUUCACCUCCUGGAUGAGCAGCGACGCAUGCAUCCGUCGAUUGCGUACUUUCCCAAUCUCCAGUUCUACGAGGGAAAAAUUCAAAGCAGAGACGUAGACGACCGGAAUCGCCCCGUCGUCGCGGGGUUCCGCUGGCCUUCGCAGCACAGUCGCGUCUGCCUCGUGGACAUCUCCGCGGCCGGUCUCUCCGGGGCGGAGGCUUCUCAAGGGACUUCGAAGUACAGCUUGGCAGAAAUCGAUCCCAUUGUCGCCAUCCUGCAGUCGGUGGCAAACGAAGGCAGCGUCCUUCCUUCUCAGAUCGGCGUCCUCACGCCCUACGACGCGCAGAAGGCUCGCCUGAGGAAAGCGAUCAACGAGACUUUCGAGCCGCCGGCCUGCUACCAUAUUGAAGUAGACAGCGUGGACGGCUUCCAGGGCAAAGAGAAGGACUUGAUUAUUUUCAGCGCAGUCCGCUCAAACCCGCGAGGAGAAAUCGGUUUCCUCCGCGACCCCCGACGCAUGAAUGUCAUGCUGACUCGAGCGAAGCGCGGCGUCAUCGUCAUCGGCGAUCAGCUAACGCUCUGGAACGACCUAGAGAACUGGCGCCCGUGGAUUCAGUGGGUCGGAAGCAUGCGCUCAAUCAUUCCGAUUACGCGGCUGAACGAUCACCUGGAAACCCCGGGCUAUGUGUUGCCUUCGCUGCAAAAGAGUCCUAGCGGAAACGUGUUGCAUCGCUCGGCGUCGCACGCCUCGCGCCUGGGCUUCGCGGGCGGGACUUCGGGCGCCGUGGGCGCGCGGGCUGGCGGCGGGGCUGCUACCCAGGUCUUCGUGCCCCAGGGCUUCCAGUGCGACUUUGACACCAGGCGCUCCUCGCAGAUGCCGCCCGAAACCCAGGGAACGGUGACUAAGAAAGCCGCAGAAGAGGAAGAAGAAAGAGAGAAGCAGCGCGAGGUACCGGAAGACUGGGAAGAGUUGCUGUGA
This is a messenger RNA of Besnoitia besnoiti, 5061 nucleotides long. RefSeq names its product AAA family protein. The record is from RefSeq and is a predicted model, not a curated record. Gene Ontology annotation, biological process: regulatory ncRNA-mediated post-transcriptional gene silencing. The transcript has 28 exons. Bases 1 to 5061 code for a protein of 1686 amino acids. Gene Ontology annotation, molecular function: helicase activity. Lineage: Eukaryota; Apicomplexa; Conoidasida; Eucoccidiorida; Sarcocystidae. Gene Ontology annotation, cellular component: P granule; cytosol.